AUCUGAGGAAACGGCGGGAGGCGCGUGUUCAUUUGUGACUGCACCUCAUUGUGGUGGGAGUCAAACCGCUACCUUCACGAGACUUUUUUGGCUUUUUCCCUAACGGUUGUAACGGUCGGAGGUACCUCGGAAGCGUGGAGCAGAGUACUACUUUUCCCAAACAUGAGAUUCCACAACAGCAUCGGAAUUUUCUUCCUCACGACGUUGAGCGCGUUAACUUCUUUUUUAUCGGCGAGUAACUAUUACUGUGAAGAGCCAUUGAUGACAUCACUACCCCCAACUUCCUUCCAGAACUCAUCAAAAUUUUCUGACAGGAGGUCACCACACUAUUCUAAACUCAACAGAAGAGAGGGUGAUGGGGGUUGGUCUCCGAAUGGAGAAGAUCAACAACCUUGGCUACAGCUGGACCUACGGGACAGGUUGAAAGUUACAUCUAUUGCUACCCAGGGUCGCUGGGGCAGCUCUGACUGGGUUUCCCGCUACCAGCUACAGUAUAGUGACUCUGGACGAACCUGGAGACCAUAUAGACAAGAGGAUGUGAUAUGGACGUUUACAGGAAACAGUGACACGGACACAGUGGUCCAACACAAACUCCCUCACUCAAUUAGAACUCGAUAUAUGCGUCUUCUGCCUCUUGAGGGAAGCCCCAGAGGAGGAAUGGGUUUACGGCUAGAGGUCUAUGGCUGCACAUACAAGUCCGACGUGGCAGACUUCGACGGUCGCAGUGCCUUACUCUACCGGUUCAACCAGAAGUCCACCAGCACAGUGAAAGACGUGAUAUCCCUGAGAUUUCGGAGCCAUCAGGCAGAAGGGGUUCUGGUUCACGGAGAAGGACAGAGAGGAGAUUUCCUCACUCUGGAGCUUCAGAGAGGAAAACUCAUUUUGCAUCUCAAUUUGGACGAUGCCAAGCCUCAGUCUAGCGGUCGCUCAUCUUCUGUCACGGUAGGAAGCCUGCUGGAUGACCACCACUGGCACUCUGUUCAAAUUGAGCGAUUUAACAAACAUGUCAACUUCACCGUGGAUGGACACACGCAACACUUCCGCAGUCCAGGACAAGAGGACACACUGGAGAUAGACUAUGAGCUCAGUUUCGGAGGAAUCCCUUUGCCUGGAAAGCCUGGGACGUUUCUCCAUGAAAAUUUCCAUGGCUGCAUAGAGAACCUAAACUACAAUGGCGUCAAUGUCAUCGACAUGGCAAAGAGACGGAAGCCACAGAUCUAUACCGUGGGAAAUGUGACAUUCUCCUGCUCUGAGUCGUCGUCAGUGGCUGUGACGUUUCUCAGUUCCACAGGCAGCUUCCUGGCGCUCCCCGCAGAUUAUAUUACAGAGGGUCUCUCUGUGCGCCUUCAGUUCCGCACGUGGAAUCAAGAAGGGCUGCUGUUCUCAGUCCCUCUCUCUCAUGAUCCGGACCCCAUUAACCUGCUUCUGGAGCUCAGCCAGGCCCGGCUGCUCCUCUCUAUCUCUGCAGGGCCACAAAACUCUGCUCAGGUUUUCAGUGGUCAGAAUUUGAGUGAUGGACAGUGGCAUUCCAUAGCCGUCGAGCUCAAGGGUCAAAAAGUGUCUUUAACAGUCAACAAUCAGAAGCCUGUCUUCAUGGAAAUCAUUGGCCUUAGCCAGAACGUGCAAAAAACAACCAUCUACGUUGGAGGCUGCCCUUUAUUCCAGAGCAAUUUCAUCUGUGAGAACCCCAGCAGAGGAUUUCAGGGCUGCUUUCGUCUCCUGUUCAUCAACAACCAUCCGGUCGACUUCCUUCAGAUUCAGCAGGAAAGCCUGGACAACUUUAGCCAGCUUAGCUUUGAUGUUUGCAACAUACAAGACAGGUGUUUGCCCAAUCUGUGUGAAAACGGUGGUCAAUGCAUCCAGUCAUGGGACCAGUUUUACUGUGACUGUUCUGGAACAGGAUACACAGGAGCCACCUGCCACAACUCAAUAUAUGAGCGAUCCUGCGAGGCCUUCAGGAAAACGGGAAGCCAGUCGAGUGUGUUUACAAUCGACCUUGAUGGGAGUGGACCUCUAGAGCACACUCAAGUGAACUGCACCAUGGCAGAAGAUAAAGUUUGGACUGUGGUGGGUCACGAUUACACGAGGCCCAUUGACAUUCGAGGAUCCACUCCGCGCAGCCCUUUCGUUCUCAUCUUCAACUACACCAUCUCACCAUACCAUCUCCGCUCGCUCGUGACCUCCUCAGAACAUUGCCAACAGGAAGUGAUGUAUCGCUGCAGGAAGUCUCGGCUUUUUGACACCUGGGAUGGAACGCCUCUGUCGUGGUGGCUGGAUAGAGACGGAGUGAAACGAACAUAUUGGGGAGGAUUUCUGCCUGGGGUCCAGCAGUGUUCUUGUAGCUUGGAUGGCAACUGUAGGGAUAUGAAUUACUUCUGCAACUGUGAUGCAGACCAAGACAUCUGGGCAAAUGAUACUGGUGUGCUGUCUUAUAAAGACCAUUUACCCCUUAGUGAGAUCGCCAUUGGAGACACAAACCGGACAAACUCACAGGCUGAGCUUCAUAUUGGACCGCUGCGUUGCUAUGGCAACCGAUUUUUCUGGAACACUGCAUCUUUUUAUCAGGAAUCCUCCUAUCUGCACUUCCCCACCCUGCAAGCCGAACUGAGCGUCGAUAUUUCACUGUUUUUCAAAACUAGUGCUCUCUCGGGAGUCUUCUUGGAGAAUCUGGGUGUCAGAGACUUCAUAAGGCUGGAACUUAUUUCACCUUCUACAGUGACCUUCACCUUUGACCUUGGGGAUGGACCAGUAGUUCUUACCGUUCGAUCGCCUGUAGUCUUAAAUGAUCGUCAAUGGCAUUAUAUUCGUGCUGAGCGAAAUGUGAAAGAAGCUUCUCUGCAGGUUGACUCGCUGCCGCUGGAGCUAACCGAAGCACCGUCUGAAAGACCCUAUCGGCUUCAGCUCAGCAGUCAACUAUUUGUGGGAGGAACGGCUUCUAGGCAGAGGGGCUUUCUGGGCUGCUUACGUGCCCUCACCAUUAAUGGGGUAACCCUUGACCUUUACGAGCGUGCAAAGACCACCCCUGGGGUGAAUUCAGGCUGCCCGGGUCACUGCACAAGUGACAGCAUCUGCCAUAAUGGAGGGAGAUGUGUGGAAGAGAGGAGCAGGUACACCUGCGACUGCACACAGAUAGCCUUCGGUGGGCCACACUGCAGAACAGCUCUAGCGGCUUCCUUUGAAAGUGGAUCUUCAGUCCUGUACACUCUCCAGGAGCCAUUUUCCGGAAUUCUGAAUGAGGAAGCCAGAGAGUCACCGGCUGGCUUCCAUAAUGCAGAAGUUUCCAAAUCUCAAGAGAAAGUGUCGUUUGGGUUCUUGACGCGUCAUGUGCCUGCCCUGAUCCUGACAGCUCACACUCUUGACCAGCAUUACAUGGCUGUUAUGCUAUCAUCAAACGGCAGCCUGCAAAUACGAUACGUGUCGAACAAAGAAAAAAGAACAGAAACCUUCAGUCCAAAGUCAGACAGUCUAUCAGACGGACGCUUCCACUGGGUCAAAAUCAAUCGAAAGGGACAGGAACUCCUUGUCCAGAUUGACAGCACAGUAACCCAGCAGUACAGCCUGUCUCCUGGCUCUGCUCUCAGCCCCGUGAGGUCAGUGAUUCUGGGGAGAAUCCAAGAUAGUGACAUCUCUGAUAAGGAACUGGUCCAGGCUGGAUUGAGAGGGUUUAUUGGCUGCUUGUCCUCCGUGCAAUUUAAUCAGGCUACCCCGCUGAAGGCAGCGCUGCAAAACAGCCAAAGCCCGUUAGUUACCGUUAUCGGCCGUCUGGAAGCAUCAAGUUGCGGGACGAUUUCCAGCUCCAACACUUUGAGCAAUACACACACACGGUCAGAUGACUCAGCAAAAUCAAACAGAGGCAAAGACCCAAUGAAAAAGGCAGAUCAAAAUGACUUGGCACUAAUCGGAGGAGUAGUGGCUGCAGUGGUGUUCAUCACCCUCUGUGCGUUGGCCAUCAUCAUCCGCUUUCUAUACCGACAUCGACGGACUCCAGCGCCCUCCGGAAUCACCGGAAAGACGCAUUGCCCCAGCAUGGAGCAUCCACCGUACCGGGCUUCUCUGGGCCUGCACAAACCCAACCACGACAGCAAAGAAUACUACAUCUGACCUCUCAUUGUCGUCCUUGACCUUUGAGUAGCCUGUCGCCAAUGAACAUGCAAACAACCCCACCACACUGUAUUAUCUACACUGCAGGCUGAGCAUCCAAUCAGAAGCCAGCAAUGACUCGACAGACACUUUUUAGGCUGGGACACAAGAGAACAAGCAUUUUUUCUUUGUUUGUUUGCUUAUUUUCUAUGAAGAGAGUAAAGCUUAUGUUGAAGUGGUGUGUGUGGGCCUCCAGAAUAAUGACAGAGCUGUAUAUUAUUAUUUUACAGGCAUAAUAAUAGGUUUUACAUGCACAAGCACACACACAAGAAAACAGCACAGCAGGAGGCCUGAAGCAUCACUCGGAAUUGUCUUUAUCCAGUGUGCCUGCUCAAACCUGUCUGUCUCAGAGCCCGCAUAUAUAGACUGGGCUUAAGCUAAUGGACUGAAACCCCAGAGGAGAGGGUUCUGAGAGAAUGGUUUUGUGGCAGGGCGAUGGACCUUCCCAGACAUUGUUUUUAAUGGAUCGAUCAUCGCUGAACGUGUCCAAAAAAAAAAAAAGAUUAAAGACAUCCGCAUCUGACAACCUCGCAUUUGAUGUUGAAACUAUUGACUAGUACAAGGAACCACUAUAGACUGGGAUUAACCACCAAAGGACUAUAGGAAAAGAGAUGGAAUAUGAGUCAUUUGUGUGUAUCCCAAUUCCCAUGGGUCGGGCAGAUUCAGGCAGUUUAAUUCUCUUUCCCACGACAAUUGAGCCAAUCUCACAACUGAGCUCCUGGAAUGAAAUCUCAUCCUUAUUGAAGUGCAUUAUAUCUCCUGACUAGAAAAACAACUAUGACAAAACACUUGCUUUCUAUUGAGAAUUAAUUCUAUGGCUGUUUGUUUUUUUUUCUAUAUGAAUAUUGUAAAUGAAUGGUGUACAUACGUUUCAUAAUUAUAUUUAAUAAAUGGAGCUUUCUAAGAGCUUAUGAGUGCA
Messenger RNA from Pimephales promelas (fathead minnow), 5059 nucleotides. RefSeq names its product contactin associated protein family member 5 like (gene cntnap5l). The record is from RefSeq and is a predicted model, not a curated record. Lineage: Eukaryota; Metazoa; Chordata; Actinopteri; Cypriniformes; Leuciscidae.